Molecule: messenger RNA, 1833 nt
Organism: Pteronotus mesoamericanus
Lineage: Eukaryota; Metazoa; Chordata; Mammalia; Chiroptera; Mormoopidae
Gene: SLC23A3
Product: solute carrier family 23 member 3
Exons: 12
Coding region: 1-1833 (610 amino acids)
Biological process (GO): transmembrane transport
Cellular component (GO): membrane
Molecular function (GO): transmembrane transporter activity
Source: RefSeq, a predicted model, not a curated record
AUGAGCCGAUCACACUCCCAUGCCAUCCAACUCCAAUCCGUGGGCUCCCAGGAUGCCCUGGCUCCCCUGCCGCCACCGCCUGCUGUCCAAAAUCCGUCUUUCCACCCUUGGGCUUCUCCACGUGGGCCUCCCCCCUGGGGCCUCAGCUGUCUUCUGGCUCUGCAGCAUAUCUUGGUUCUGGCCUCUCUGCUCUGUGCCUCCCACCUGCUCCUGCUUCAGAAUCUCCCCCCAGGAAUUCUCUCUUACUCUCCUGCCCAUCUCCUGGCCUCCAGCCUCUUUUCAUGUGGUGUGUCUACUACCCUGCAAACUUGGAUGGGCAGCAGGCUGCCUCUUGUCCAGGUUCCAUCCUUUGAGUUCCUUACCUCUGCUCUGGUACUGACUAACCAGAAGCUGCCUCUGGCCAUCCAGACACCUGGAAACUCCUCUCACAUGCCGCACCUGUGUGAGGGGCCUGGCUGCCAUAGCCUGGAGCUCUGGAACACGUCUCUCCGAGAGGUGUCUGGGGCAGUGGUGGUGUCCGGGCUGCUGCAGAGCACUCUGGGACUGUUGGGGGCUCCGGGCCACUUGUUCCGUCACUGUGGACCCUUGGUGUUGGCCCCCAGCCUGGUUGUGGCAGGGUUCUCUGCUCACAGGGAGGUGGCCCUGUUCUGCUCCAGUCACUGGGGGCUGGCCAGUACGCUUAUCUUGCUCAUGGUGGUCUGUUCUCAGCACCUGGGCUCCUGCCAGUUACCCCUGUGGCCCUGGAGGUCAGCUUCAGCCUCUUCAACUUGCGCUCGCAUCCCCGCCUUCCGGCUCUUCUCGGUGCUGGUCCCAGUGGCCUGCGUGUGGAUCAUCUCUGCCCUGCUGGGUGUCAGCACCGUCCCCCGGGGGCUGCCCGCCCCCCAUGAGGCGCCAUGGCUUUGGCUGCCUCACCCAGUUGAGUGGGCCUGGCCCUUGCUGACAUCCCGGGCUCUGGCUGCGGGCUUCUCCAUGGCCUUGGCAGCUUCCAUCAGCUCCCUGGGCUGCUAUGCCCUGUGCAGCCGGCUACUGCAUUUGCCUUCUCCACCUCCACAUGCCUGCAGUCGGGGGCUGAGCCUGGAGGGCCUGGGAAGUGUGCUGGCUGGGUUGUUGGGGAGCCCCAUGGGUACUGCAUCCAGCUUCCCCAACGUGGGCACAGUGAGUCUUAUCCAGGCUGGAUCUCAGCGAGUGGCCCACUUGGUGGGGCUGCUCUGUGUGGGACUUGGGCUGUCCCCGAGGCUGGCGCAGCUCCUCACCACCAUCCCGCUGCCUGUUCUUGGCGGGGUGCUGGGCGUGACCCAGGCCGUGGUUCUGUCUACCGGAUUCUCCAACUUCCACUUGGCUGACAUUGACUCUGGGCGGAAUGUUUUCAUUGUUGGCUUCUCCAUCUUCAUGGCCCUGCUGCUGCCAAGAUGGUUUUGGAAAGCUCCUUUCCUGCUGAGCACAGGCUGGAGCCCCUUGGAUGUGCUUCUUCGCUCGCUGCUCACAGAGCCCAUCCUCCUGGCAGGACUCUUGGGCUUCCUCCUAGAGAACACCAUUUCUGGCACACAGCUUGAGCGAGGCCUUGGUCAAGGGCUGCCAUCCUCUUUCGCUGCCCAAGAGGCUUGGGUGCCUCAGAAGUCCAAGCAGAAAGCUGCUCAAGAGUAUGAGCUUCCUGUCUCCCUCCAAAACUUGUGUUCCUACAUCCCCCAGCCCAUCCGUUGCCUCUGCCCACUGCCUGAAGACCCUGGGAAUGAAGAAAGAGGGCCUGCUGAGCCAGGAGAGACAGCUGACUUGCUGCCUGGUUUUGGGGAGCAGUGCCCCAGGUCUGGCAGAGAAGAACUUAGGUCCCAUUAA